This is a messenger RNA of Osmerus eperlanus (European smelt), 2991 nucleotides long. It is a transcript of the gene znf408, whose product is annotated as zinc finger protein 408. The record is from RefSeq and is a predicted model, not a curated record. The transcript is spliced from 4 exons. NCBI's taxonomy places the organism in Eukaryota, Metazoa, Chordata, Actinopteri, Osmeriformes, Osmeridae. Bases 150 to 2720 code for a protein of 856 amino acids. Gene Ontology annotation, molecular function: protein binding. Gene Ontology annotation, cellular component: nucleus. Gene Ontology annotation, biological process: regulation of gene expression.
UGUUUCCUUUCGGACUGUUUAAACGGAAACUAUUUUAACUUCCGGAAUUUGUGCUUUUGGCUGGCGAACGAUAAUAUUCCCGGAGUUUUCAAAGGAAAAAACUGUUGCUAAGGACUGAUCAAGACCCCGAAUAUACCCUGGGUUAUGUGAUGGAGUCUCCAGGUAGCACGAACGGGUCAUUAGACCAGGCCUUCUACCUCUACAGCAUGCUGCGGUCGGUCCCCAGAGGUCUGGCAGUGGGGCCCUCCCUGGCCAAUGACGGCCAGCUUGGACUUUGGUGUGUCAGAUGUGCAGUGCCAAGAGGUGCCAUGCUGGGGCUGGAGAGCCAGGCCCAGGCCCACUGUCAUAGGGAGGGCAAGAGGGAAGAAGAGAUGGAUGGAGAAUGGCAAGGGGUGGUGAAUGGGCCUCUCUGGGACCAGUUCUACUGGGUCAGGUUUGCGUGCAAUGCCAAGGGGAAGGAGGAGAGGAAUGUGACAGUCCACCAGCUGGCUGAAGGCCUCUUUCUGAGGGCCUGCCAGGACAUAUCCCCAGGGACAGAACUCCUUCUCUGGGUUGGGGAGUCCCAGACUUUGCCUGAACCCCUAGAGAAGUCUGUAGGAGGUCAAACUGGGCCAGGUACACCACUAGAGAAACCUCGGAAACAGGAAGCCCCUCGAAGGUCCAGAAAGGAGACAAUUUCUGCCACCAGUCCAGUGGUAGCGGAGCAACCUUUAGUCUGUGGAGGAAGUGUGUCGUACACCAGUAAAGAUGGGGACACUGCACGUCCUUGUCUAGAGGAAGAGCCUGAGAAAGGGGGGGAUGAGAUGGAAGAGGAGGGUGAGGAUGAGGAUGAGAGGGAUGAGAUGGAGAGGGAGGAUGAGAGGAAUGAGAAAGAGGGGAUGUGUAAAAGCCAGACUCAGAUCAGGAGGAGCAAACCUCUUAUGUACAGGAGGAAGAAGAGGCCCACAAGGAGGAAAGAGAAGGAGCGGCUGGAGAAAAGAGGAAGGACAGAGGACAACAAAACUGCGGAGCAGAAUGGAGGAGUGGAUGGGUUUAGAAGCAUCAAGGUAGAAAGUGUUGCUCUCGACAGAGCUGCCUUUACAACUCUGUUGCUGCCUGGGGCUGAAUCAGGGGAUCUAGGUGAUCAGGACCAAGCCGAAGGUCCUACAGCUCAAGCCCCUAGGGCUAGUUCUCGUCUGGCAGCCAAACCCAGGAAGGUGCACUCAUUACUCAGCCACAUCAACCACCAACUCCAGGAGCGUCAGAGUAGGUCUCUGGGAGGUCAGCAGAGGAUCCAACGGGGUUUACCCAGAGGCAGGGCAAGAAACCAACAUCCAGUGAGUAGUCAUACAGAUAGAGAGAGACCAAUCUCCCAAGAUAAGUCUGUACAGAAGAAUAAAGAGCCAGAUUCUACGGAUCGGUUUCAGUUUGACACCAGGGAAAGGAGGUAUAGAUGUGACCAGUGUCCCAAGAGCUUCUUCCAGUUGUGCCACCUGAAGAAGCACCAGUUCACCCACUCAGGCUUCAAGCCCUACUCUUGCUCCGAAUGUUCAAAAACCUACAGCUCACAGGAGAACUACAAAGCCCACAUACUGAUGCAUCGUGGGGAGCGGCCAUUCAAGUGUCAGCAAUGUGACAAAAGCUACGGGGUGAAGAGAGACCUCCGGGAGCAUGAGGUGCUCCAUACCGGCCAGCGCCCAUUUGUGUGUGACAUUUGCGGCAAAGCCUUUGCCCGCAGGCCCUCUCUCCGGAUACACCGGCAGGCUCACCGGGCCAAGGAGCAGAACCAGCCACCAGUCAAAACCUGCUGCCCAGUCUGCUCCAAGGAGCUGGCCAGCUCCGGUUCCCUCAGGAACCACAUGCGUCUGCACACGGGCGAGCGACCAUACCCCUGCCCACAUUGUGGGAAAACCUUCCGCCAGCGUGGAAACCUGCAAGGACACCUGCGCAUCCACACAGGAGAGAAGCCUUACAGUUGUGUGCACUGCGAGCAGAGCUUCUCCCAGGCCCCUGAGCUGCGCAGGCACCUGAUCUCCCACACUGGGGAGGCGUACCUCUGCCCUGUCUGUGGUAAGGCCCUGAGGGACCCCCACACCCUGAGGGCCCACGAGCGCCUGCACACCGGGGAACGGCCCCAUCGCUGCGAGGAGUGUGGGAAAGCAUACACCACGGCCACCAAGCUGAGGCGCCACAUGAAGUCUCACCUGGAGGAGCGUCCAUACAGCUGCCAGACCUGUGGGGCUGGAUACACUUUGAUGCAGAGCCUGGUGCGACACCAGCUGUCCCAUCGCCGGAAGGAGGAGAGGACCGGGGCUGGGGAGCUGGAGGAUGCUCUUGCAGCUCUGGAGGCCAGUCACCCUCGUCCUACGAGGGGCCGCCCCAGGAAGACACCUCGCAGGGCGGUGGACAAGACCUGGGAUCAGCCCCCGGAUCUGGGCCUGGUGGAGGGGGGAGAGGACCAAACAGUGCUGUAUGUCCAGACCCUGGAGGACCUAAGUGUGUCCAGUUCUGGACAAGUUAUUCUUGGCACAUCAGACUCUGCCCUCUCUGUCAAUGGGGUGAUCUUAGAGGAAGGGGCUGGACAGCUCAGCCAGGAAUUGCUGGAGAUCAUUGUCUCAGACUCUAACGAGAAGUGCAUUGUUGUCCGAGAGCACAAGGCCCACGGUAACCUGGUCAUUCUACAGGGAGACAAUGGACUCAGCUCCGUGGCCCAGACCGUCGAGAUAGAGACAGGAAUCUAGAGCUAACACGUACACUGUCCUCUUCUUCAGUUUUCAAUUCAGCUCUGUUUUGUUUGAAAGGUUUUCAUAGUUCAGCUUUGAAGAUUGUGAAUACAAUGUGUGAGAUGUAAACUGAGAGCCUCUGUGCUGAUAAAUGUAGACCUUAACAAGCAUCGUACAAUUUGUUAAUACUUUGUUGAUCUAUAAAUGUUGCUACUUGUGAUUCAGAUAUAUUUUAUGAACAAGUUAUAAGGCAAAUAAAGAGAUGUCAAACAUCUAAUUUACAAAUGUA